Haliotis rufescens (red abalone) is the source of this 895-nucleotide messenger RNA. RefSeq lists its product as uncharacterized. The transcript has 5 exons. The record is from RefSeq and is a predicted model, not a curated record. Lineage: Eukaryota; Metazoa; Mollusca; Gastropoda; Lepetellida; Haliotidae. Bases 13 to 813 code for a protein of 266 amino acids.
UUGUCCAGCAAAAUGGCGGACGUGAGAUCUGCGUUCAUUUUCUCAAUAUGCAUUGUCACCGUCUUCAGCAAAACGGUAGACCCUGAAAACUUCUUCGAUGAUUUUACCCAGGGUGCACCUCUUCGGUAUGUCAUCAACUUGACUAAUUGUAUGCCAUCCCCUCCAUUUGGUCCCAAAAUGGAAGAUACGUUCAUCAGUGACGUCAUUUCCGGUGGAACGCUAUCCUCAGCUUCACAUGCCACAUGGAAUUUGAUGCUGGGAAAUGAGAAGUACAUCAACGGCAACAGAUACAACCUAACCGCGGUAUCACCAUUGAGAGUAACAAGCAUCCCGAUGUCAGAUCAAGUUCAAGCCUACGUUUACGUGUACGACCUUGACCCAAGGUCAUGGAAGAGGUUAGCUGUUCAAGACAUCAUCUGUUUUACAGGUCAGCGAAAGAGUGAGAUCGCCUUCGUUACCACCAACCAAUCGAAGACGCCGCUCUACACGUACACCGACGUCAGCGCCACCUUGUUGUCGGGAGGGGAGACAACUUUCUCUUUCAACAUCGACGGAAAGUCACCGGAUGACCAAUUCAGUUAUGUGGUCGGCAGAAUUGAAGAAUUCAGUUUUAUUGACAAUGACAUCGUGUUCAGUAUCGACAUACCAAACGAACUUUGGGUUUCGGUGUACCGUGCACGACUGUCACGUGACAAUCACGUGACAUUGACGUCGUAUCAAGUUAACCGGAAGUCAUCUUCAAGUGACAUAAUGGGGACGUACAACGGAUCGAUCGAGAGUCAAGGAUCGUAUCGUAUAUACAGCCUAAACUGACAAUACAUGGCCACGACUUCACAGUUACCUCACUUUCUGUCUGAUAUUCUGUAAAUAAAGGCUGCUGGAGUUGUUGUCGGCA